This is a messenger RNA of Folsomia candida, 4239 nucleotides long. RefSeq lists its product as uncharacterized. The record is from RefSeq and is a predicted model, not a curated record. NCBI's taxonomy places the organism in Eukaryota, Metazoa, Arthropoda, Collembola, Entomobryomorpha, Isotomidae. Gene Ontology annotation, molecular function: sodium channel regulator activity. Gene Ontology annotation, biological process: regulation of sodium ion transport. The transcript is spliced from 7 exons. The coding region runs from base 551 to 1897 and encodes 448 amino acids.
GAUGAAGGAGGGGGAAGAAGCUGAGCUGAGCUCGUUUCUUAAAAUCUCUUUCAAUUAACAUUAAUUAUUAUCUGGAGGGGCACUGUUUAACUGUAGUUAUCGUAGAGUAAGAUAACCUGACAUUUUACUGCCUAACCUUUACCUCCACAAACUUAUUGGAAACGUGUAAAAAGUGAGAGGUGAAGUGAAAGCUGAAAGAGAAAGUUGAUUCAUUUUUUUGAUUAUAAACUUGAUAACCUCGUAAAUAAAUAAAUCGUUGUGCAGAGAACAGGCUGCUGUUGGAAUGGGGGACGUGGGUGUGGUGGUCGUGGUGGUGAGAAAGUUGGGCUGAAAAGAUGAUGCAGAUUACCAAACGGCAAUGGUGGUGGUGGUGUUACGACAAUAAAUUCGACAACUUCUCACUCAAGUGCAUCAAAGAUAAUUUUUAACAGCAACUAUUUAUGUAUGAGCGUAAGGUAAUAAGCAGUAUUUGAUAAGAGUUGUGUGACACUGAUCCGAAGAUUAUUGGGGCUAAGAUUUGGCGAGAUAAAGAUAAGGAACAGAGAGCGCGAUGGUGGGUGCGGUGGGCUGCGUAGCCUCGACAAUCAAUAAUCGUCACCAGCGGAGAGAGUCUCGCACGUCGCAGCAUGGCGGAGAUGACCACGGCGGCGGCGGGGGGCACGGCUACGUCCGCCACGGGUCGAGAGCCACAAUAUCAGAGUCACGCCCUCCUUCUUCCGCACCACCGAAUCAGCCUUCACUUUCCGCCUACACGUAUGCCACGCGAGCCUCGAUUGCCCAACCGCUACCGAGUCAUCACGUCCCACCGCCGGGUGGAGGGGGUGGUCUCACUUCCACCACGCAACUUCCGGGGGAGGAACAGGUCGAGUUGGUCCCGGAAACGUUGUCGUUGGCAGAACAGGUCAAGUUUUACGUGUCUCUCGCUCUGGGAAUAGUGGCGUCUCUCUGCGUAUUUGCCUUACUCUUCCUCAUCCCACUGGUCGUGGAGCCUUCCAUCUCCACCCUGCUGGCCGAUUUCGACCCCUCUCCGGCAAUAUGUGUCACGGUGGACUACACCUCGGCGACAGGGUUGAGCAAGUGCGGCCUCUGGGCGUCCUGUCGAGAAGGGUGCACCUCCACACCGUCGCAAUGCCACCAGAUUUACGUCAGCUAUCGAAGAGCCGGAUCCAAGCUCAGGCCACGAAUUAGUAACAACACCAUUCUUGACCCGCAUGACUGGCUGGACGAAUCGCGCUGGGACGUGUCUUAUACUCAACUCCUCGUCAACGCGAAGGGAUGCGGAUAUCCACCCAGGGUCAAGUGUGAAGAGUUCGGCGACACGUAUGGGUUGCAAGGACGAACUUUCUCCUGUUUCUACUCCCGCACGAACCCACGCCUCGUCGUGACGGAUUAUAACUGGGAGGAGACCGCGCAACCACUCCUCAUCGCCCUGUGCCUCCCCACGUCACUCUUCGCCGUGUCCAUCUCCAUCCUGACCCUUUGGUAUUGUCCCAGCUGCGAAGAACGGGGAAAGAACAAGCGCCCCUGCCGGGCACGCUACCAGUCCGCACCCACGCAAGAAGCCACCCCGCGGUCUAACUCGAGGAGAAGUCGACCAGACGGAGGAGCACCGCCACCACCACCGCCUCCACUUCCGCCGGGUGCAAUCGUCCAACAACCCAGGGUCAAGGGUGCCGCGGCAGGAGCAGUGGGAGCAUCGGGAGGUCAUGAACGAUCACCCUCGCUCGCCACAAUCUCGUCCAGAGACACGACUUUGUCCAGCGUUAACUCGAUGGAUGACGGUUGGCAGUCGCCCCCAUCUCCGCCCCCACGGCUCAAUCCACGAAUUCUGAACAACCACAACAACAACAACGGGGGGAGCAACAAUAAGGGGACAGCCCGAGCGAGGAAGCUAUAACCCGAGAACCCCCCUUCCCCCCACUUUAGAGAGAAAGGGACAAGUCCACCGUCUAGCUAGCACUGUUUAGCUACACACCCAUUCAACAACAUAACCCAUCCAUCAUCACAAUGAGGACACAAUCGACCAAAAGUGAGAAUAUGUAGAGGCAUAAAGGAAGCCACGACAAGAAUUAUUACUACAAUUUCAUAUAGCUUAUUAUAUCAAGACAUGAUUUUAUACCACGUUUCCUCAUCAGACACACGAAAACACCAACACCAAAACUACAUGGAUGUAGGUACAUAUAGUCACACCCACCCACAGAAAAAAAUACCACCGCCACAAAACGAGGGAAUUUUACACUCUCUCCAAUUUCUUAUAAAUAUGGACGAUGCGCAAUAUAUACACAAUUAUUAUGCAAUUUUUAAAUAAUCCAGUCCAGCGGACUCCACCCACUUACAAUUACUUAUAUAUGCCACUUAUUUAAUAUGUAUGUACAACUACUAGAUUUUACUACCUGUUAUGAUCAUCGCCAUAAUUAAUUAUGCAAUUAGCUCUAAUUUUUAAUUACUUAAUUUCUUUUCCGAAUCUAUAUAAUCAUCAUUCAUCAAUCACAACAAUUCGUCGCAAUUGUAAUGCAGUAAGUACCUCAAAAAACUAAACGGAAGGAGAAAGUCAUCAACUUUCCUCCGCAUUCGCACACCUCGUUAACAAUACAAGGGAUUUUUCUAUGUAAGUAGCUGAAUUUUAAGAAAAAUGCAAAACCAACUAUAUGCAUAAUUAACUAGCAAAAUAUUAAGACUUCUUUACUUACACGCAACUAAUUAACGUUUAGCUAGUUGUGUAUGGACAUAGUAAAAGAAAACAAGAACAGAGCUAUAAUUAUUUCGAAUUUUAAUUUGAACCAAUUUUUGACGCGGAUAAAAUAUGUAAAUACUUAGCAGUUAAAAAAGACUUUUUCCGUUUUAGAAAAUAGAGGGCGAGGUCGCUUUUAUACAUGCUCGCGCAUAAUAAAAUAUGACUGAAGGUCAGUCAGUCAGCGGUUUGGUUGGUGAAAGCAGAAGAGAAAGCUGUACAUUAAAAAUAGUGAAAAAGUAUGAUAUGAAGUUGAGAUUGUGAUUUUUCCACUCCUACCAAAAUACACAAAGGUCGACUUCACUCCUUGGUCACUUGCGCCAUAGUUAAAUUAUAACAUUGGCGCAAGUUACCAAAGAGUGAACCCACCUUUAUUAAGAGAACUUUUCUCUUUAUCGCCUCACCCACCCACCUGAACAGAAGCAGUCACCACCACCCACAUAAAAAAUACCUUACAAAAAUAUACAACGAUUUCUACCAUAGCAAAAAUAGAUUAAUAAGUAGUUUCCUCUUUUUUCUUUCUAAUAAUCUUUAUAAUUUCCUUCUUGUUCCACUUCCGCUGAGCCAUAUCUUGAAAUAUUUAUAAAUAAAAUGUAUGUAAAUACUUCAACUUCAGAUGUACUAAGAAAUUGUAAAAGUAAACAUAGCCUCCACUACUAAAUAACUAACUAACCCAGAAUUUAGGGAGAGAAAUCUUAUACAUAAAUGCAAAAACCACGGACAAAUAUUAUUGAAGAAAGUUAACAUUGGAUUGAUACCAAGUGCUAAGAGAAAGUAUUUAUUGAAAGAAAGAAAGUCCACGCGUGGAUCGCCUGGUCGUAAAAAAAAUGUGAAAUUAAAUUCUGCUGGAUUUAUAAAAAAUCGAGACCAAAAAUCGAAUGCGCGAUAUUGCGGUCUGGAACAAUGGUACUAAUAAUUACUAAAUGCUACAAAAUUACAAAUUAAUAGGAGAGAAAGAUACAUAGCUUUUUAUUUCAACUACUAACAACUACUAACUUGCAGCAGUAAUGAAACUAAUUACUAAUUAAAUAGUAAUAGUUUAAUGACGAUGUAUAGUCGAAAACUCGUUAAUUAAUUGUUACAGACACUCCGCCAUAUUCGUAAACCUUUUAACCCACCCAUCAAAAACGAAGAAAAUUUUGGAAGCAGUCACAAUAUACAUACAGCUUUAUACACAAAAAUAAAAUGCGUAUGGUCUUUUGUUCUUGAGAACCAACCAAUCAUAAAUAAUCCUCCAAAAUCACACAUUACAUCAUAAAUUAAAUAAAACUAAUUUAUUUACUUUGCUGAUACCACAGCUAGACCUUAAAUCCUGAAAAAAAACUAACAGCUACUACAGAUAAGUGAUGAUGAUUGAUAUCCCGUGAUCAUGUUACACGCUUUUGUAUUACAAAAACCAUGAAGAACCUACGAUGAUAAUUUAUGCUGUACUUAAAUAUGUAUAUGGAAUAAGCGAGAGAGAAAAGAGGAAGCAAAUACUAAUAAAAUGAUAAAAGACGAGACAAAAA